AAUAGAAUUUUCUAUAUAUUGCAAUGCACGAUGUUAUGAAGCAAGCUUUUAAAUAUUGGAUUUUUGUAAGAACUUACAUGCACAUAUCCCUGAUGUAUUCUACAAAAGGUGACGUGACUAGAAUGAAUGUAUAUUAACGUAUUUGUACGUGCUCAUUCGAAAUUUUUUAAUAUUUUAUUGAUUAUAUUUGGAUCUUUACUACUAGCAACUCGUAGCUCUAGUUUAUAUUUAUGUACAAUAUAUCUUUAUUGCAAGAUCAAGUCAAUUGUAUUUCAUAAUACAGCUCUCAUGUCUGAUUAUAUUAUCUGAAUAUACGACUACAGAAACUCGACAUUUCGUUUUUUAUGAUUAUAUAUACAUGCACAUCGCACUAUUGUGGGAUACCAAUAUUAUCGACUCCUCUCGAGCUCUGCAUUACCAGAAAGCUACGCAACAGUGACCGGACGAUUGUGCAACGCGAUUCAACGAAAAAGUGCCUGUAUCGACGGAUGACGUAUACCAAGGACAGAUAAGAAUGGAUCGACUGAUUUCGUCAUCGCCAGCUGUCAUCAACACGUGUUCCGUCAACGUCGGGGAUCGGGGGGGGGGCACUUGGUUGUAGUCGUUGCAAUCAGUCUGGUCAGUCGUCCAAGUCAUGUCGUAGCGAGAGUAACGCGAGAUCUCCAGAUGCAACGGUCCAUCAAAUCCGGCUUCGCAUACGCACGCAGCCUGUCAAAAUCAAACGCAGCGUUCUCCAAGGAGCGUCGUACCAUUCGGUACCUCUACGUCCGCUCCCCUGUGUGACACCACGGAAGCCACGCUAUAGAUGAACUGAUGACUUCAACCAAGUUCCGAUUAACUUGAGUAACAAUUAAUUUAUCAAGUAAUCCAACGAACUUACGCCUAAGCACCAAAAAUGAGGAUCAUAUUCGUAAAAUUCCGUGAGAUCUCGCAGAAGUAUCCUAUUGUUCGAGGCAUGGCAUCCUACUUGAUUAUAUGGCCAACUGCGAAUCUGUUGCAACAGAAGAUAAUGGGCAAAGAAGAAUUUAAUUACAUGGAAGCUAUGCGAUUCGGUCUAUACGGUGGUCUCUAUGUAGCUCCUACACUAUACUGCUGGCUGAAAUAUGCAUCUCACUUCUGGCCGAAAGCAAAUUUGAAGUCUGCAAUCACUAAGGCUUUGAUUGAACAAGUUACAUAUGGUCCUGCAGCUAUGUGUUCCUUCUUCUUUGGCAUGAGCCUUCUUGAAUUAAAGCCAGUUUCGGAAUGCAUUGACGAGGUCAAAAUUAAAUUUUGGCCAACAUACAAGAUUGCCAUUUGCGUAUGGCCAAUUCUCCAAACCAUCAAUUUCAUCCUAAUUCCGGAGCGAAAUCGUGUUGUAUAUGUCAGUAUAUGCAGUUUUAUCUGGACGUGUUUCCUUGCAUAUAUGAAAUCUCUUGAAACCAAGCAGAAGGAGCUGAUUAACAUUGCCAAUCCCAAGAUAAUAUCAGAAAGUAAAGCGCAAACUGGAAGAGCCAAUCAUAUGCAGAUUCCUCUACUACGAUAAAAGAUUUUUAUAUUUAGGAAACGGACAUGCCGUUAAAUUAAUUUAUUUGUACAUACUUGCAAUUGGAAGCAAUAUUUAUACUUUAUGACGCAAUUCACAUAAUAUGAUUAUCUGUGAUAUUCACAGUACAAAACUAUUAC
Messenger RNA from Mycetomoellerius zeteki, 1662 nucleotides. RefSeq names its product mpv17-like protein. Gene Ontology annotation, cellular component: membrane; cytoplasm; mitochondrion. The record is from RefSeq and is a predicted model, not a curated record. NCBI's taxonomy places the organism in Eukaryota, Metazoa, Arthropoda, Insecta, Hymenoptera, Formicidae.